Molecule: messenger RNA, 1440 nt
Organism: Argiope bruennichi
Lineage: Eukaryota; Metazoa; Arthropoda; Arachnida; Araneae; Araneidae
Product: V-type proton ATPase subunit D 1-like
Exons: 7
Coding region: 113-856 (247 amino acids)
Cellular component (GO): proton-transporting V-type ATPase complex
Molecular function (GO): proton-transporting ATPase activity, rotational mechanism
Source: RefSeq, a predicted model, not a curated record
UCGAUCUUGUGUUGAUGGGUUGUAUGCAUUCGAGUCACCUGAUCUGAAGUCUAAUCAAUAUCAUAUUAAUAAUUCUUCAAUUAUAUUUAACUAAUUGUAAAAAUACGAAAAUAUGAGUGGUAAAGAUACUAUACCAGUUUUCCCAUCUCGAAUGGCUAUGACCAUUAUGAAGGGACGUUUAAAAGCUGCUCAAAAGGGACAUGGCCUUCUGAAAAGAAAAGCAGAUGCUUUGCAAAUGAGAUUUCGACAAAUUCUGAAAAAAAUUGUUGAGACCAAAUCUCUUAUGGGAGAUGUGAUGAAAGAAGCUGCUUUCUCUUUAGCUGAAGCUAAAUUUACUACUGGGGAUUUCAACCAUAUUGUUUUGCAAAAUGUUACAAAAGCACAAAUCAAAGUCCGCAGCAAGAAGGACAAUGUCGCUGGUGUGAAUCUUCCUGUAUUUGAGAGUUUUCAAAAUGGAGUGGAUACCUAUGAAUUGGCUGGCUUGGCUAGAGGUGGACAACAAUUGGCUAAGCUGAAAAAAAAUUAUGCUAAAGCAGUUCACCUGUUAGUUGAUUUAGCAUCUCUUCAGACAUCUUUCAUCACUUUAGAUGAAGUUAUCAAGGUUACAAAUCGAAGGGUGAAUGCUCUUGAACAUGUUGUUAUUCCAAAGAUUGAAAGAACUAUUGCUUACAUUACAUCAGAAUUAGAUGAGCGAGAAAGAGAAGAAUUUUAUAGAUUGAAGAAGAUCCAAGGCAAGAAAAAAGCAAUGAGAGCGGAAAAUGACAGAUUGAAAGAAGAAUUAAAAGCUCGGGGUGUUGAAGUUGAUUCUGCACCCAAUCUCCUGGAAAAUGACAAUGAAGAUGAUGUGCUGUUUUAGUUUAGAUGUUUUUCAAUUUCAAACUUUAAAAAAUAUGCAAAAUAUUCAGAUCUUUUGGUGUAUGUAUAGAGGUGUAUAUAUAUUCAAGAAAAUGUUUAUUGUUUGAAAUGUACUAUAUCAGUUUAUUUUUGUAGGAAUUGGUUGAGUUUAAUUAAUUAUAUACGAGUAAAUUUUUUUAAUAAGUGCAGUUCUUGCAAGGAUUAGAUAAUUUAGAUGGUUGCAGCAUUGGGUAUUGAAUCUUGUUUUUUGAUUUGAAAGAACUAUAUUAACAUCAAAAUGUGAUAUUUAAUCGGUAAAUUAUUGCUUAUCAUAUUGAGUUUAUAAAAAAAUUUUACAACAUAUACUGGUAUAUGUUUUUUGUGAAAUCGUUAAAUGUGUAAACACUGCUUGCAUUUGUAUAUCAGUGUAGUUAAAUGUAUAGUGAGAAUGUAUUAAAGAUAAAAUAUUAUUUCUUUUUUAAACUGUGUAUUUGAUCUGUCAAUGAAUUUAUUACUUUAAAAUAAAUACUGUUGAAAUAUUUUAGCAAUAUGAUUACAUUACUUUUUUUAAAGGUAUUGUAUUUCAUCCCUGAAAUCAAUAUAAUU